Molecule: messenger RNA, 840 nt
Organism: Suillus subalutaceus
Lineage: Eukaryota; Fungi; Basidiomycota; Agaricomycetes; Boletales; Suillaceae
Product: peptidase M17, leucyl aminopeptidase
Exons: 11
Coding region: 325-840 (171 amino acids)
Biological process (GO): proteolysis
Cellular component (GO): cytoplasm
Molecular function (GO): manganese ion binding; metalloaminopeptidase activity
Source: RefSeq, a predicted model, not a curated record
CUUGGACGUUCAAAACUUCAACCAUGUGUCAGCAGAUUUGAGAGUUUAGAUGUACAUACUCACCAGAAGAGCAGUCAAACGUUGAUCGAUCAUCAGUCCUACAGCGAACAAUAUAUCGUGCCUGUUCAGUGUUGACCUCAAUAAUCCUGCAGGAAAUGCUGCUCUGGACGUCAACCCAGUCACCUCACACGUCCCACCUCUUCGAAUUCUAGUAUGGGACUCCCACGUCUGACAUAACUGCACUUGUGUCACUUGGUGAGAUGUUUCACUCCAAAAACUUCCAAUCAAUAUUGUCGCACCAAGCCAGGUGAUGUAAUCUACACUAUGACUGGCAAAUCUAUCGAGUUCGACAACAUGGAUGCUGAAGGACGUCUUGUUCUAGCUGAUGCGUUGUACUACGCAUCAACCGAGUUCAAGAUGCACACGGUCAUCGACGUUGCUACUCUCACUGGGGCUAUGGAAGUCGCACUGGGUGAUAUCUACACUGGUGUUUUCACGACCUCCAAUGCCCAUGCCCUUUGGGACCGACUGAGUUACGAUCACUUCUGGCGCAUGCCCAUCGACGAGGAUUACAGCACACAGAUCUACUUGUCUAAUGCUGACUUGUGCAACACUAGCGGGAAACCAACAGGUUCAUGCACCACUGCACUAUUCCUUAAUGUGUUCGUAGAUAGCAUCGAGGACAAGGAUGAACAGGAACCCUCUGUCCGACGGGCUCACCUUGAUAUUGCUGCGACUAUGGAGUUCACGCGCUCAACACCAUACCAAGAGAAAGGAAUGACUGGGCGUCGUGUUCAUGCAUUGGCAGAAUUUUUCAAACGUCUCUCAAGCCAAGAAUGA